Molecule: messenger RNA, 1638 nt
Organism: Carcharodon carcharias (great white shark)
Lineage: Eukaryota; Metazoa; Chordata; Chondrichthyes; Lamniformes; Lamnidae
Product: flap endonuclease 1-like
Exons: 15
Coding region: 1-1638 (545 amino acids)
Cellular component (GO): nucleus
Molecular function (GO): 5'-flap endonuclease activity; RNA-DNA hybrid ribonuclease activity; 5'-3' exonuclease activity
Source: RefSeq, a predicted model, not a curated record
AUGGUAGAAGAGGACAGUAUAGUCAGAGGGAUUGACACCGUUCUUUGCAGCAGAGAGCAUGAGUCCAGACGGCUGUGUUACCUGCCCGGUGCCAGGUUUCGGGACAUAUACUCGGUGCUGGACACCUCUGUUAAGGAUCAAGCCAAGGAUCUGGAUGUAUCUUUUAACAGCUUUGACAACUUGGUCUUGACACCUUUACUGAUUGGUUUUGUGUUGGGUUUGGCCCCGCGGCCGCGGAUCCAGUUUCCAAUGGGCAUCAGCAAACUGUCGGAACUGAUCCGGCAGCAGGCCGGGGAGGCCGUCACCAACAAAAGCAUCCAUGCUUAUGAGGGUAAGGUGAUGGCGCUCGAUGCUGCUGUUGUGAUGAAUCAGUUCCGUACAGCUCGCCCUGACAAACGCUACCUGCAGCACUUGAGCCAGGUGAUUGGAGUAUUUUACCGAACUGCCAGUCUCCUGGAGAAGGGGAUCAAGCCUGUGUUUGUGUUCGAUGGACCAGCGCCAAGAAUGAAGUUUCGAGUGCUCCGUAAAAGGCGAGGCUGGACCCCAGUCACCAAACCUCAGGCAGCAACUUCUAAUGUGAGUGUUGCUGCUGAACAAGUUGGAACUGCUGAGCAGUCAGGUCCAGAGUGCGGAGAGCCAGUGGAACGAGUGGGCUGUCUGACAGAGCGAGGGGCAAAUGAACAAGUGGAGUCAAAGCCACAAAGAUUAACCACAACAGCUAGCAGAGCCCCCUCUCCAGCUGACUGCAGACCGGUAUAUGUACCAAGGAAUGGCAGGAGCGACUGUCAACGCCUGCUCACCCUCCUAGGGGUCCCUUAUAUUGAGGCUCCGAGUGAGGCAGAAGCUACGUGUGCGGCACUGGUGAAGGCUGGGAAAGUUCACUGCACUGCCACUGAGGAUAUGGACGCUCUUCCCUUUGGGUGUACCAGACUCGUCCGGAACGUCAGCGCCAAGAAAGAUGCGCGGGUUGAAGAAAUCUCUCUGCCGGAAAUUCUGAAAUCUCUGGAUCUCACUCAGGAGCAGUUUGUUGAUCUCUGCAUUCUGAUGGGAUGCGACUACUGUGAUAAGAUUAAGGGUAUCGGACUGAAGCGAGCUCUACCACUUAUUCAAAGUCACAAAAGCAUCGAGGAGAUUAUCAGGAACGUUGACUGUCUGAAAUACCAGCUGCCGGAGGGCUGGCCUUACCAAGAAGCUCGGAACCUGUUCCUGCAGCCUGAGGUGGUGAACACCGACGAGGUGACUCUGGAAUGGGCGAACCUGGACGAGGAAGGCCUGGUCCAGUUACUCGUGCACGAGAAAAACGCCAAGGAGAAGCGAGUUCGGAAUCGGAUUCAGAGACUCCGGGAGUCAUUACGUGAUGUCGAACGCAGGAGCAAGACGUUCACUGUGGAGAGGCAAACACGUCUGGAUGAGUUUUACACUAAGGUGAAGGCAUUUCACUACAAGAAACAGCAUCCGCGGUUUUUUGCUUGGAUCAAAGGCUGCCUGGUCUUGUCCACAUUCCUGGAGGUUUCAUCAUGUGACUGGUUCCCAACGAUCCCGCCCCCACACUCACUCCAUGGGUCGCCAACCAUGUCAAUCAUCGUAAUACCUGUCUUUGCUGACCAAUCAGAAAGCCACGAGACUCGUAUUACCUGA